AUGUAUGCAAUUACUAGGCAAAAAGGUUUAUCCCGGGCCGCGUCGCCUUUAUUGGGCUAUAAGUCAUGUGGCCGGGCAGAGGACAUUAGGGCGACAGCUGCGGCCGGCCGCGGGCCACGGAGCCCACUUUGGAGCGGCAACUAUAAAAAGCGUUGGGCGGCUGGCAGCGUUUUCCAUUUGCAGGCGUCGCGACUUGGGGGACACUUGGACAAUACAAAAAUGCUGCGCCAUGUGCUACGCCACGAGAACAACAGGAUAUUCGUACUGAUUCUGUUGUACUGCGUCCUAGUUAGCCUGCUGAAGAUGUGCAUGGCCCAGGCGGACAGCGCGGCAGCGGGUGCCCGCGAUAACGAUAUCGGGCAUCUGGGCGACGAUUGCCAGGUAACGCCCGUCAUCCAUGUCCUGCAAUAUCCGGGCUGUGUGCCCAAGCCCAUACCCUCGUUUGCCUGUGUGGGUCGCUGUGCCAGCUAUAUACAGGUGUCGGGCAGCAAGAUCUGGCAAAUGGAGCGCUCUUGCAUGUGCUGCCAGGAAUCGGGCGAGCGUGAGGCCGCCGUCUCGUUGUUCUGCCCCAAGGUCAAGCACGGUGAGCGCAAGUUCAAGAAAGUCCUUACCAAGGCGCCGCUGGAGUGCAUGUGCCGUCCGUGCACCUCGAUUGAAGAAUCGGGUAUUAUACCCCAGGAGAUCGCUGGCUACUCGGACGAGGGUCCGCUCAACAAUCAUUUUCGACGCAUCGCCUUGCAGUAAAUAGAAAUCACUAGCUUAGAAUAUUUUGCACACAAUUUGUACAUUAAAAUACAUUUAA
Molecule: messenger RNA, 802 nt
Organism: Drosophila montana
Lineage: Eukaryota; Metazoa; Arthropoda; Insecta; Diptera; Drosophilidae
Gene: Burs
Product: Bursicon
Exons: 3
Coding region: 1-744 (247 amino acids)
Biological process (GO): animal organ morphogenesis
Molecular function (GO): BMP binding; receptor ligand activity
Source: RefSeq, a predicted model, not a curated record